Messenger RNA from Ixodes scapularis (black-legged tick), 3345 nucleotides. RefSeq lists its product as uncharacterized. Gene Ontology annotation, biological process: transmembrane transport. The record is from RefSeq and is a predicted model, not a curated record. The transcript is spliced from 5 exons. Gene Ontology annotation, molecular function: monocarboxylic acid transmembrane transporter activity. The coding region runs from base 211 to 2148 and encodes 645 amino acids. Lineage: Eukaryota; Metazoa; Arthropoda; Arachnida; Ixodida; Ixodidae.
GUAUGAGAGAGAGAAAGGAGGGGGGGGGGGGGCAGAGGAGGAGGAGGGAUGGGAGGACGGGACGUCGGCCGCACAAGGCGUCGUCGGGCAGUGAUGGUCGCUGUGAGGCCAGCGUUCGGUCCAGCGCUCGCCGCCAGCGGAGCACCUCCCGGCCACCAGGAACCAUCUCUCGGGAAGGGAUGCUGACGGCGCUGAAGCCGCUUCUCCGCAAUGGCCGACCAAGACAACGAGAGCAACGAGCCGGCGGGGCGGCGGCAGGGGUCCGGGUGGCGGUGGAUGAUCGCCUUCUCGUGCGCAUGGAUGAACUUCUUCCACCGGGGCCUGAUCCGCUCCAUGGCCGUCGUGUACGUGCAGCUCAUCCAGACGUUCGGCAUCACGCGCGAAGAGGCCGCCCUGCCGCUCAGUCUCGUCUCGGUCAUCGCUGGAUGCUCCGGUCUGUCGGUGGGUGUCCUGAUGCACUACCUCAACGACCGGAUCCUGGUGGUGAUCGCAACCCUGAUCUCUGCCACGGGACUCGUGCUCUGCUACACGGCCACUAACAUGACGCAGAUCAACUUCUACUACAGCAUUAGCCAAGGACUUGGCACGGGCUUGGUGUUCACAUUGACAGCCGUUAUCCUGAACAACGUAUUCAAGAAGAAUCGUGCAACCGCCUCAGGCAUCAACCUCUCUGGACCGACACUGGUGGCGCUGGUGUUCCCAGUAUUGUUCCAGUACUGUUCCCGCAAAUACGGGCUCCGAGGCGCCUUCCUCAUCGCCAGCGGGUUCACCCUGAACGCCCUCCCUGCAGCUUUCCUGCUGAGUAGCAAGAUUCGCAAGCCGAUUGAACCGGUCAAAGAGGUGGAGCCCGAGAUCAUCAAAAACCCUCGUUACGAUUGCGAGAUUAACAUGACCGGGAGCACCUUCACUCUGGCCGACGUGUCUGGUAGCACAUCCGACAUUCCAAGCAAAGUUCUGGCACGAACGGCCGCGAGAAAUCUGUGCCAAGGGGCCAAAGGUGUGACCGUUGAGAAAGAGAAGCUGCUUGAGCAGAAAUCUGCUGAGGAUCGACAGUGCUCGCUUGCGCUGAACGGCAACAAUAAUGUGGAGGUGCUCGAGGGCGACGCUUCAGCAAAGAAUUUGGCAAAAAACCUCCGUCAGGUUUCUAAGGGUAUGCAAGCAGAGAAAGAAAAGUAUUGCGAACACCGCAAGUCGGGCGAUAUCAAAUCCCUUCUGGCAAGCAACACUGCCGCUGUCAAUGAGACUGCCCAGCCAUUUAUUGUUUCCAAAAGCAAAAACAUCCGGGCGAAAGAACCCCUAGCUGAGAAAGAAAAACUUCUAGAUCAUUCAGCGUCAGAAGAUAGGAAGGGGAAGGCUAUAGUAGUCAUCGCCAACGGAACCACCCGACCCAAGUCCCAAGAGAUUCCAAUCGACUACCCUGAUACUUUCAACUCAGCUGAGCGUGCUUCGAGCAUUCCAAUUGUCAAGGGCAACCUCCCCAAGAUGAAUGACAAGCUGUCCAAAGUAUGCGGUGCCAUGACCAUGUUUAAGGACAUGUUCUCUUCACCGUACUUCCUCCUGGUCACCUUGUCACAGGUGUCUCACGUGUUCAAUCACAGCACCUUCAUCACCAUCAUAAUAGACUAUGCCAAAGACCAUGGCAUCGACCCGGAGCAAGGAAUCUACAUCCUUUUGGCAAACUCUGGCGGCGAUCUCGUCGGUCGUUUGGGGCUCGGCUGGAUUUCUGACAAGAAGCUGAUCGAACGCAGGAACAUGAUGCUUCUCAACUAUCUCUUCACGGGUAUCUUGAUGCAUUUGGCACCCUACUGUAACAGCUACAGCUUGCUGACGGCUCUGGCGGUCACCAUGGCUCUCUGCGGCGGAAGCACCAUUACGCUGUUCUCAGUCCUGUUCCUCGAGUACCUGGGCAUUCGUCUCAUGCCGCUCGCUUAUGGCUUGAGCAACUUCAUCACAGGCAACGCCAACUUCUUUAGGCCCAAAAUAAUAGGCUACUACCGAGACGCCCAUGGCAAGUACGAUGACCUGUUUCGACUCUUGGGAAGCUUCCAGCUGUUCGUGUCCUUCCUCUGGCUCUUGGCGUGCAUCUUCGAGAAGUACAAGGCAAAGAAGAUGGCGGCACCGCCUACACCCAAAGAAGACGCAGUCUGAAAUUCGCUUCUGGCGGAAACGUAAUGUCUACUAGCCAAGCAGACACACAAAGAGUCCAGAAUCUCGCUAUACCCGUACAAAACACCGACUGCACUCUGAAGAAGCAGCCUGGCUUUGCGACCGCCAACUGAGUUUGGUCGUUUGAAGGAAAGCCUAAAGUAUACCAGUGUCUUGAUGGCGGUUCACAACCCAUUGAAGGUCCAUUGGUUGUUGGAAACCUAGGUUUUGUAGUAGCGCGAUGUUGAAGCGCAGGUUUCCUCGAACUCAACAAUAAAGCUUUUAGCAGCCGUUGUGAUAUAAUUGUAAGUCCGGAAGGGGGCGUCAAUUUUGAAUGUUCUGUCAACGCCGAUGGUUCUGCGUGGUCCCAUAAAACACCAUCGUCGCAUACAGGAAAACAAUUCAUGGAAGACCUUAUCGAGCACCACGGCUCGCGACCACCCGGGUCACGUGAGCAGCGUCACAACUAGAAGAUUGCUACGAUCGAAAGCAAGCAUUUCAGUGUUGCACUAAUGUGAACGACAAAGUGUUAGGUAUUCAAUUUCCAGGGGUGAAAGUGUCAAGAACUGUACUGCUGCGCGUUGGUCAACUCUGUUUGGGCCUAAUAUGUGUCUCAUGCUCACUACUGGAAGCUGGGGUAGUAAAUAACAAAUAGCCGCGAAAGCCGUAUUUAUGUCUAUUUUUCAAAUGACACAUUUAAGAGUUGUGCCAGUGUACGUUGUGGUUUGUGCCCACAUAUGGGCUUCAGGCAUGCCUCAGCGAAGGAGACGAGGCGCUGCAGCGCUUUCUUUGUGUGAGCGUACCAUUCGAUACGCUACUAGGGGACGCUAUUCCAGUGCGUGGAUCGCGCCCUAUUUGUGUGGUUGUAGCAUAGUUUGGAGACGGUUUGACAGGAAGAGUUGCAAACUGCGCAAGCAAACAGGCAUCAGCAACAAUAUGAUAAACAGAUAGACAAGAUAUAAGACUCUACGUCGGUUAUUAACUCGCAACGGCCUUCUCUUCUGGCAAGGUGUCCAAGAAGUUCGUGGUUCCGUUACUUUGCUACAUUCUCGUAGUCCACGUACAUUCUGCGAAUGUCAUUCGUCACUUUUAUUUCGCCGUCGGUGUUGCAGAGUUUGCAAGCCUUGUUAGUCAAGACAGUGUGCGCAACCACUACCGCGCUUUCUUGAACAAUAAAAAUGUUUAACUGUUUUUUGUAAA